Molecule: messenger RNA, 471 nt
Organism: Ordospora pajunii
Lineage: Eukaryota; Fungi; Microsporidia; Ordosporidae
Exons: 1
Coding region: 1-471 (156 amino acids)
Source: RefSeq, a predicted model, not a curated record
AUGCUACAUAGAAAUUUUGAUAUUUGGGAUGAUGAUUGGAAGUCGAUUAAAGCCAGAGCCGCGAAGGAAAGGAAUAAUAUUCUUGCAGGAUCGAUUAUCAAUUAUAAUGAAUAUAGUAAAGUAAUAAUGCAUAGCCAAGAACAAAAAAAUAUACGAUUAUUUUUUAUUAUAAGAUUUUUGAUUGCUGAAUUUGAUAUGUGGCUUACUGAGUUCAUUGAUGAUGUGAGAUAUUUAGAUAAUAUAAUUAGAAAUAAUGAUUAUAGAGAUAAGGUUGAGUGUUUUGAUGAAUUUUCUAUUCUUUGUUAUCAGUUUAUAAAAAAUAUAUAUAAAACUGAUCGUUUAUUUAUGGCAGUCAUGAAAGUCAAUAGUGAUGAAAUAGCUUCAAUAGUAAAUGAUGUAUUUUGUGAACGCAUUUUACCGGAAGUUAUUGAAGCUCACUGCAGAUUUAAGAGCAUGGAUGCAGAUGUAUGA